AUGAACAUCAACAAGAAAUUCGACCGCUUGAAGCAAUGGACCAACGAGAAAAUGGGCGCCGAGGCCCGCACUGGCCUGUCCGACGAGUUCAAGGCGCUGGAGUUGGAGAUGAAUCUGCGCCAUGAAGGUAUGGACAAGAUGCAAAAGUCCAUGGCGGUGUACGUCAAGUCGCUGUCAAAGCGUGCAGAGGGCGACGACAAGGAGAAGCAGCUCCCUGGAGGCCACUUGGGCUCAACCAUGGUCACCCACGGCGAGGACUUUGAGCCCGACUCCGAGUUUGGCAACUGCCUAUCAUCUCUCGGUCGCGCCAACGAGCGACUGGCACGAGUCCAGGAGACUUAUGUCGCCAGCGCCACUACGUCAUGGCUGGAGGGUCUUGAACGCUCCCUGAUUCAGAUGAAGGAGUACCAGGCUGCCCGCAAGAAGCUCGAGACGCGCCGCCUGGCCUACGAUACCUCGCUCGCCAAGAUGCAGAAGACCAAGAAAGAGGACUUCCGCAUGGAGGAGGAGCUGCGCGCACAAAAGGCCAAAUACGAAGAGACCAGCGAAGACGUCUUCCGAAGAAUGCAGGACAUCAAGGAGUCUGAAGUCGAAAUGGUUCAGGACUUGACCUCCUUCCUCGAGGCCGAGCUGAGCUACUACGAUCGCUGCCGUGAGGUUCUCCUGAACGUCAAGCGUGAAUGGCCUGUCAGAUCAACCGCACAAGCCACCCGCCCCGCACGAUCGCGCUCCGUCAAUACUGCCCACGGCUACGCUGACCGCUUCAACCCGGUAGAGGAAGAGCCCGAGCCCGAAGCCCCGCGCCUUGUUAUUCCAAAGCUGUCUUCUCGCAACCGCUCCCCAACGGAGAACUCGUCGCCAGGGGGUUAUGCGCUGCGCCCCUCGAUGAGCCGAACAUCAACCUAUGACAGCACCACGAACGGUCGCGACGACUCUCCCGCUCGCCGUCUGACACGCGUGCCCACCGAUUCGUCAGUCAUUUCGAGUCGAAACAAUCUCCGCCCCGUUCGCCAAACGAAUGCAUUCGCCGAUGAGUACGAAGACGACUAUCGGCAGUGUGAUGUCGCGAGCCGCGAGCUGGAGCGCAGCGGAUUCUCUCGGAUCGACCGGGAAGAAAGCACCACCACCACCUCCCCCGUCGCGCGCGAAGAAGCCCCCGCCACCUCCGCCUCCAAUGAAGCGAAGUGCGUUGAGUGCCUCUGA
Messenger RNA from Parastagonospora nodorum SN15, 1203 nucleotides. RefSeq lists its product as hypothetical. Gene Ontology annotation, cellular component: cytoplasm. The transcript is spliced from 6 exons. The coding region runs from base 1 to 1203 and encodes 400 amino acids. NCBI's taxonomy places the organism in Eukaryota, Fungi, Ascomycota, Dothideomycetes, Pleosporales, Phaeosphaeriaceae. The record is from RefSeq and is a predicted model, not a curated record. Gene Ontology annotation, molecular function: protein binding.